UUUACUCCAGCGGAGACUCUGCUCUUUUAUCUACUCACUGCCUCAACCCUUUUUCACUUCAACUCAGAAAUCCUUCCCAUACUCAAACAUUCACUCUCUCUCACUCUCCAACACUAUCUCCCUCUUGCUGGAAAGCUCACAUGGCCUCCACAUUCUGACCUACCUAAUAUCUCCUAUUCACCCGAUGACGCUGUUUCUCUUCUCGUCGCUGAGGCUAACUUGGACUUUAACCGUCUCUCAGGCGAUGAUAUUCGUGAGUCUCCCGAGUUACGUUGUUUAAUACCAGAGUUGUCGUCAUCUGACGAGAUUGCAUCAAUCAUGGCUCUACAAAUAACCUUGUUUCCUAAUCAAGGGUUUUGCAUUUGCAUCACUACACACCAUGCAGUUGUGGACGGCAGCACUGUAAUCGCUUUCAUGAAAUCUUGGGCUUAUCUAUGCACGCAACUGGUACUGGGCAAACAACACCCUUCUUUGUUGCCUGAACUGAUCCCAUUCUUUGAUCGGACGGUUCUCGAGGACCUAAUUGGAUUCAAAUUGUCUGAUAUUGUUGAAUUCAAACAACGAAGCUUGAAGUUGAAAGACGAUUCGGGAGUGAAUAUUAACUCAGUUCGAGCCACGCUGAAGCUGAGUCAUGAAGAUAUAAAGAAACUUAAAGAAAAGAUAUUGUUUCAACUGAAAGAAAAAACACCCACCAAACAGCUUCAUUUAUCGACUUUUGUGGUAACAUAUGCGUAUGUUUUAGUCUGUCUCGUGAAAGCAAGAGCCAUGGAAGAUAACAAAAACGUCAACUUUGCAUUUCUAGUGGAUUGCAGAAACCGUCUCAAUCCUCCGCUUCUAACAAAUUACUUCGGUAACUGUCUUGCUGCUCGAGACGCAUCAGUAAAAGCCAGUGUUUUCAGGGAGAAAAACGGGGUUUCAAUUGUCGCGGAGAAAAUCAGUGACAUGGUAAGAGAUAUUGUUGAGAAAGGACCCCUUGACGGCGAGGUGGAUCGUUUCAAAAGGAUAAAAAAUAUUGCGGAAGCAGGAGAAGAACUCCUUGGGGUUACUGGGUGGACCCGAUUUAAGUUUUAUGGAGUUGAUUACGGGUGGGGAAAACCAAAGAAAGUAGAGAUAAUGUCUAUUGAUGAAAGUGGAACAAUUGUUAUGUUGGAGGGUGGGGAUGGAAAUAGCGUUGAAAUUGGAGGGAUUUUCAGUAGGCAUGAAAUGGAGGCUUUCAAGUCUCUGUUUAUAUCCGGUUUACAGGAUCCUCGAAAUCGGCUGUAACAUUGCAUUGUUCCUCCAUUUCAUUUUUAUAUUUUAAUUAAUGUUAUAAUAAGUUGGACGUCUCUGGGGUCUC
Mangifera indica (mango) is the source of this 1336-nucleotide messenger RNA. Its product is annotated as phenolic glucoside malonyltransferase 1-like. Lineage: Eukaryota; Viridiplantae; Streptophyta; Magnoliopsida; Sapindales; Anacardiaceae. The record is from RefSeq and is a predicted model, not a curated record. The transcript has a single exon. The annotation marks the transcript as partial.